UGUAAAUCAUUUCCUCCAUUCGGUAAUUGUCGAAGUGUCUCUUGUUUUUCCGUCGUUGUUUACACUUUACUGACAUAGUGACAUUCGGUUGAACUUGAUGAAAUUGAUCAAAGUGUACUGAUUCCAAGACUUGUCAGAUCAGAUGAAACUGCACUGAGUGGACUGAUUUUCCUUUUAUGCAGGACACUUUCAGGAAGAGGUUGUUGAGUGCUCACUGCUCACGGUUGAGUCUUUGACUGGCUAUUGAAAAACAGUUAUUACAGCGUUACUGUUGUUGUUUUUGUCCAGUCCGACGUUGUGUUUAUUUUCGGCUUGGGAAAAUGGCCAGAAAUUCUCCUUCAGCGUCUUUUGGUGCUCCUUCAGCUGCUUCUAAAUCUCCGACAGCUGCUAUUGCAACACUCCAGGAAGCUCAGUUCACCAAACCUCUCAUCACCUUGGGUAAUAGACUCUCGGAGUUUAACGGAAAUUCUCUGCCUCCACAGUCGCAGGCUGCGCAGCUGUGCCGUAUACUGGCCGACGUUUUGCCAGAGAUUCAACAGUUGAAGACCAACAUGACCAAAUGGCAUCAGGCUAUCGACGACAUUCCCGGAAUCCAGCGUAAUACAGCGCAGCAGAUGGAGCGGCUCGAUAACCUGAAUUAUGCUGUAACGCGACGGUAUGAGCUCCUGCAGCGACACCGAAAUCUCGUCCCUGAUGGACUGGGCGAGCGUGCGGGAAGGAGUGGGAAUAACGCUGGCAAAGCCUGGAAGCCUGCUCCCAGUAUGCCGAAAAGAUAGUCCCCCGGAAAGCCUUACACUGGUGUUAAUUUCGUUUUUUAAAUUUUCCAGUUCCAGAUUAGAUGUGUCAUAUUUGUUGAUUUCUUCGACUCUUUUGUUGUUACUUAUUAAAAAUGAAGAUUACAAUUCCUGUAAAAAGUAGACAUUUGCUCUUUGUUAAAUUCUUGUUAAACAUUGUUCACUUCUGUAUUAUGAGCAAGUUACAUUUUCAAAGAAUAUUGCAUUUUGUUUGCAAUGCAGCUGCUGUUUGUUCCUUUGGUAAA
This is a messenger RNA of Paramacrobiotus metropolitanus, 1039 nucleotides long. RefSeq lists its product as uncharacterized. The transcript has 2 exons. Lineage: Eukaryota; Metazoa; Tardigrada; Eutardigrada; Parachela; Macrobiotidae. The record is from RefSeq and is a predicted model, not a curated record. Bases 321 to 776 code for a protein of 151 amino acids.